AUGGUCCGAACAAAGCGCCAAAACACUCAACCUCUAGAGGACUCCUCUGUCUCCCCAGAAACAUUCACAGAUGGCCUUCCCCUACCCAAACUGAUCGCCUUCGAUCUGGACUACACUCUCUGGCCGUUCUGGGUAGACACGCACGUUAGCGCCCCCGUAAAGGCACGCGAUAACAACUCGCGCGCCGUAGAUCGGUAUGAUACCUGCUUCACCUUGACAAAUCCAACCCGGACCUCUAACACACUCAGAUGGGGAGAAUCAUUCGCUUUCUACCCCGCAGUCUCAUCUAUCGUCUAUGCCUGCAAACACCGCUCGAUCCCACUGGCCCUUGCGUCUCGUACCCAAGCCCCCGAUCUCGCGCGUGACAUGCUCAAAUCCUUACACAUUAUCCCUACUUUCUCCGAUAACCCUGCUGCGAAUGCGAAGACCAUUCGCGCGCUCGAUUACUUCGAUCAUAUCCAGAUCUUCCCUGGGAAUAAGACGUCGCACUUUGCGAAGAUUCAUCAGACGAGCGAGGUUGCGUAUGAGGAUAUGCUAUUCUUCGAUGAUGAGGCGCGGAAUCGGAAUGUGGAGACGGAGUUGGGGGUUACGUUUUGUCUGGUGCGGAAUGGGAUGACGAGGGAGGAGGUCGAUCGUGGGGUGAGGGCUUGGAGGAAGAGAAAUGGUAUUAAGCGGGAGACUGAAGAAGAAUAA
Penicillium soppii is the source of this 693-nucleotide messenger RNA. RefSeq names its product Mg-dependent acid phosphatase. Gene Ontology annotation, molecular function: acid phosphatase activity. Lineage: Eukaryota; Fungi; Ascomycota; Eurotiomycetes; Eurotiales; Aspergillaceae. The record is from RefSeq and is a predicted model, not a curated record. The transcript has a single exon. Bases 1 to 693 code for a protein of 230 amino acids.